AUGAUUACUGCAGUUCAUUUCACUAUGAUUACUGCAGUUCAUUUCUCAAUGAUUACUUCAGUUUAUUUCUCAAUAAUUACUGCGGUUCAUUUCUCAAUAAUUAGUGCGGUUCAUUUCUCAAUGAUUACUUCAGUUCAUUUCUCAAUGAUUACUGCAGUUCAUUUCUCAAUGAUUACUGCAGUUCAUUUCACUAUGAUUACUAGAGUUCAUUUCACUAUGAUUACUACAGUUCUUUUAUUAAUGAUUACUACAGUUCAUUUAUCAAUGAUUACUACAACACUAUGA
Molecule: messenger RNA, 285 nt
Organism: Lottia gigantea (owl limpet)
Lineage: Eukaryota; Metazoa; Mollusca; Gastropoda; Lottiidae
Exons: 1
Coding region: 1-285 (94 amino acids)
Source: RefSeq, a predicted model, not a curated record